GUCAAAUGCUGGCCCAUUUAUUUUCCAGUUUUUGGAAUAUCAUGGCGCAGAUCGGGUCAAAAUCCUCUUAGUUUUCGCCUUUUAACCCGAUUUGUUUUUAAAAUUAUCCGUUAAAUUUUGGAACCAAACCAUAAACAAACCAUGUUGAAGAGAGCCUCGCUGGCGUUAAGCCACUAUCCCGAUGCCUGUUUCCGUGUCUGCAGUUGUAGCACGUCCCUCCGGAUGUAUCCUGUAGUAAAAAACAGGGGGGAUCUGAAUGUUGUGCAGAAGUCAAAUCAGGACUAUAGGAGAACGCCGAAAAAGCUGCAGAGCGUGUUGAAUUGGCAGAAAGGUACUUGCGAUUCCCUUAGCCACCGACCCGAUCAGCCGUUGCGAAGUGCAUUCCUGGAGGAUCUGGAGAAGCGGCUGAACCAGAGAAUCCUAGUUUCUGAAGAGUUUCUGGGUCGUGAGAUGUCCUUCAAGCGAAAAAUGUUCUGCGAAACAGCCAGUUCCGCCGAUGGGUGCAGGGAAGAAAAGUGCGGGACAGGGUCGAGUGCGGGUAAGAAAAAGCAGAAGUGUGGCAAGGGUGGUGGAAAGAAGGGCGAUGAUGGUGGAGAUGAUAUGGAAAAGGUGAAAAAGCGAUGCAAGGAGCUUCAAUCCAAGAAAAAGUUAAAAAAGUGCAGGGAAAACGUCGCAAUGAAAAAGUGUAAGAAAAUGGCAAAGGCGAAAAAAUGCCAGAAAAUGGAUAAAAUAGAGCAAUGCAUGAAGUGUGUCAAAAAAGAAAGAGGAGAGGACGAGGGAUGUGAGGUAAAGAAGAAAUGCCCCGACGAGGAAGAAGAAUUGGAAAAGCUGAACAAAGAAAUCCAGAAAUUGGCCGAUCAAAUGAACUGCGAGAAGUUGGAAAAAAUAGAAGCCAUCAAACGAGCCUGCCGAGAAGAAAAAGAAAGGGAAGAGUGCGCCCGAUUGGCUGCAGAAGCCCGGAGGAGAGCAGAAGAAGAAAGAAAACGCGCAGAAGAGGAGGCCAGGAGAUUGGCCGAAGAGGAAGCCAAAAAGGGGCCUGAAGAAGAUCUGUGCGAAAUAAAGAGACAGUGCGCCCAGCUGGCCAAGGAGGCGAGAAAGAAGGCUAAGGCCAAGCAGAAGAAACUCAAGGCCCUAGCCGCCAAAGCCAGGGCCAAGAAAAUGAAAGAGCAGUGCAAGAAAAUCGCUGCAAUUCAAAAGUGCCGCAAACAGGCAAAGAAGGAUAAGGAGGACAAGGAAAAGGCGGAAUGCAAAAAGGCAGCUAAGCAGGAGGCGGACAGACUUAAAGCCUUGCGAGAAGCUGAGCAGGCCAGAGAAAGGGCCAAAAACGCAGAUAAAGCCAAAAAAGCAAUGUGCAAAAAAAUCAAUAAACAGCAAAAACCAAAAGAAGUCGAUGUCUGCGCUAAAUACAAGUUCAAAGAAGCAACCAAAAGUAAAGAGGAUAUAAGCAAAUCUGCACAAGUAGCUAAAGCGGCUGUAAAAGAGAAUAUCAAACAGGAGGUCAAGAAGGAGAUUGCUAAAACGCCACCUCCGCCUGCUCCCCAACCACCAAAAGCUGCUAAUCCAUCCCCACCGCCAGCACCACCCAAACCCAAAGCCAAUCCCGACGGACUGUUCCAGAUAUGCAAAAAAAUAGCCGAAAAGAAGCUAAGACAAAGGAAAAAGAAGAUCAAGAUCCUUAAGGCCAAAUGCAAAAAAAUAGCUCUAAAGGAACAGUGCAAGUGUGAGAAAAAAGCAAGAAAGGUCAGGGAAUUGAAUGAAUACUGUAAGAAAAAGAAGUAAAUGCGCAACCAUAUCACCAUUCCAA
Messenger RNA from Drosophila erecta, 1804 nucleotides. RefSeq names its product axoneme-associated protein mst101(1) (gene Mst84B). The record is from RefSeq and is a predicted model, not a curated record. The coding region runs from base 142 to 1779 and encodes 545 amino acids. NCBI's taxonomy places the organism in Eukaryota, Metazoa, Arthropoda, Insecta, Diptera, Drosophilidae. The transcript has 2 exons.